Penicillium samsonianum is the source of this 672-nucleotide messenger RNA. RefSeq lists its product as uncharacterized. Lineage: Eukaryota; Fungi; Ascomycota; Eurotiomycetes; Eurotiales; Aspergillaceae. Bases 1 to 672 code for a protein of 223 amino acids. The transcript is spliced from 4 exons. The record is from RefSeq and is a predicted model, not a curated record.
AUGGCUGCUCCUCGAGAGAUUACCAUUGAAUGCCUCACCGGCCAUUGGGUUCUGAACAAGGACCUAACCAGCGAGACAGACCCUAUCCUAAAACUGCAAAAAGUACCUUGGUUGAUCCGCAAGGCAUUCGGAUUCGCAACAAUAUACAUCCAAAUCUCGCAAUACCAAACACCAGCCUCUGAAACGAGCCAGCCAUCAACAAACAUCGACUUCAACCAAACAGCCACUGCAGGCCUAGCCGCAACCAAAGAAGAGCGCGUCUUGGACUGGAAAAUAUCAGACCACGAGGACUACUUCUUCGGAAAGGUCCAAGCACAGAGUGAAUUCGUUCACGGUGUCAUUGAUGCAGACGGAAUCGUAAGGCCUGGAUUUGAGAUUCAGACGGACAAUGCCAAUGCGCAGGUAAAGCAGUACUUGCGAGGUGAGAUCGAGGCGGAUGGGAGGAAAUCCCCGGGUUUUACAGUUGAGGAUUGGAGUGGGAUGUUGGAAGAGGGGCCUGGGCUUUGGGUACAUACUUUUGAGAGGAAUGUUAAGUCUGGAUGGACGGCGGAGCAGAUUUGGGGGUUUGAGAUGUUCGGAGACUCGCGAUACUUCUCUCGUCGAGUAGUGAUCAUGACGACGAAAGGAGAAUAUAUAUGUGGGAGAAUUGUGUUUGAUUUUGUAGGUGCUUAA